CCAGGUGACUGAGCCCCAGCUGACGGAGGAAGUGCAACUGCCAACACCAGAGUCCAAAGAGAUAUAUUCUAAUAACAAGCAUAUCAUAUAAGCAUAUUAUGAAGAUAAGACAUCUUAAUUAUCUAUGUUAACUAACUAAUUCUGAUUCUUCCGCUACACCCGUCCCUGUUCUAUGUGUUAUCAUUUCUUGUGCUAUCGUUGUGCAUACUGUAUCGCACUGAGAUGCAUUCCUGCCUCUGUUUGUCUAGAUGAGGUCUUCAGACAGCCUCCCUUCCCCAUGAACACCAUGGAUGUGAUGACCCCCUUCCACUUUAGAGACUGGGUGGACAAACAGCAACCCUCACUGGCCAGUGGACGCCCCAUAGACAUGUUUGGGGCCCAGUUUGAGACAGAGACCCUUCUGUAUGGGCCCGGGCAGACAGAGGCUUGUGAACGAGAAACUGAUGUCUGGAUAUGGCAGCAGGAGGGAUCCUCCCAUGUGACUCUGGAUGGCCAAGAGUUCCCUCUAUCCACAGGAGACAGUCUACUCAUUCCUGGACACAGCCAGUACCAAUGGAGUCGGGCCGAGGGGAGUGUUUCCCUGUUUGUUGCUCAGAACCCAGAGAGAAAGCGUGCAUGACCUCUGAUGACCCCACUCUCUUCUGUGACACACAAGGAAAAAGGAGGGUCAGCAAAAGAGAUUGUAUGCUCUUUUGCUACAGAGAGCAUAAUUAUAACCCUGUCAUAAAUUACGUUGAAGAAUAACUCUGCAAUGAACUCAAAGAUCAGAUAUGGAGAGGUAGAGUAAAACAGGGAGUAAAACUAUUUGUUAUUUUCAGAACAAAUUAUAAUGGAACAUCUUCACAAACGUAAUUUAAAUAAUAAACUUGAUUAAGUUGCAGUA
Molecule: messenger RNA, 883 nt
Organism: Oncorhynchus gorbuscha (pink salmon)
Lineage: Eukaryota; Metazoa; Chordata; Actinopteri; Salmoniformes; Salmonidae
Product: 3-hydroxyanthranilate 3,4-dioxygenase-like
Exons: 4
Coding region: 173-619 (148 amino acids)
Biological process (GO): 'de novo' NAD+ biosynthetic process from L-tryptophan; quinolinate metabolic process
Cellular component (GO): cytoplasm
Molecular function (GO): 3-hydroxyanthranilate 3,4-dioxygenase activity; iron ion binding
Source: RefSeq, a predicted model, not a curated record